AUGAUUGAGCAAGUAGCUCAGUUGGAGGUCAUCGAUUCACUAGAACGUUUAGGUGUAGCCUAUCACUUUGAGAGUGAGGUCAGAUUUACGGAACAGUCUGGCCGGUUCUCUAAGAAUCUUCGUGAGGACGUGAGAGGGUUGCUGAGCCUCUACGAAGCAUCACAACUAGAGUGUGAAGGAGAAACUGUGUUGGAAGAAGCUACAGCCAUUUCUUCAGAGCAUCUUAGAGCAAGGAUAAGCUGCAUGGACCAGAGGAUGUGGUGGAGGGACUUGGGCUUGUGUGAGCACAUUAGUUUCGCCAGAGAUAGGCUGGUGGAGAGCUACUUCAUGGCAGGGGUGAAGAUGCAUGAGCCACAGUUCUCACAGUACAGGAUGCAGCUCGCAAGGGUCUCCUACUUGAUGGCCACCAUGAGGACAUCUUCGGCGAGCAUCAGUCUGUGGGAUCUUCAAGCGGCAGAGCAGCUCCCACAGUCACUGAGGAUCUUCUAUGUGGCUGUCUACAACACAACCAACCAGAUCAGCUACACUGUUCUUAGGAGGCAUGGCCGUGAUAUCACUUCACACAUGAGGAGAGUGACACCAAGGCUAGAGGAAUCUUUGAGCAACAUCCGGGCAGCGAUGAUCGGCCCUAUUCUCCUCCAUGCCUACUUCUUCCUCUCCCAAAACAUUGAGGAACAAGCAAUCCAGCAGCCGCAGUCUGAGUCCAACAUCAUCAACUUGUCAUUCAUGAUAGUUCGUCUCUGGGCUGACCUCCAGAGAUCCAGGUGCAUGUACGACUCUGAAGAUGGGGUGGGUGUCUUGCAGCAUGAGUCCAUGGACUGUGUCUACUCUCUCAUUGCUGAGCCCAUCCAGACUGCCUAA
Messenger RNA from Nymphaea colorata (pocket water lily), 861 nucleotides. Its product is annotated as tricyclene synthase EBOS, chloroplastic-like. The transcript is spliced from 6 exons. Lineage: Eukaryota; Viridiplantae; Streptophyta; Magnoliopsida; Nymphaeales; Nymphaeaceae. Gene Ontology annotation, molecular function: magnesium ion binding; terpene synthase activity. The coding region runs from base 1 to 861 and encodes 286 amino acids. The record is from RefSeq and is a predicted model, not a curated record.